Pelecanus crispus (Dalmatian pelican) is the source of this 3574-nucleotide messenger RNA. Lineage: Eukaryota; Metazoa; Chordata; Aves; Pelecaniformes; Pelecanidae. The record is from RefSeq and is a predicted model, not a curated record.
CCAAAGGGAAAGGAAGUGGUGGAGUGAAAACUGCUAAAUUAUAUGCAUGGGUUGCGCUCCAGUCAUUGCCGGAAGAAAUGGUGAUUAGCCCGUGCUUACUGGACUUUCUAGAGAAAGCUCUUGAAACCAUUCCAAUUACACCCAUUGAAAGGAAUUACACAGCUGUUAGUUCACAGGAUGAAGACAUGGGACAAUUCGAUAUGCAAGAUCCCUUAGAAGAGUCUACAACAUCAUUAGUGUCGUCCUCGACAUCAGCAUAUUCAUCCUUCCCAGUAGAUGUGGUGGUUUACGUACGAGUUCAGCCCUCUCAAAUCAAGUUCAGUUGCUUGCCGGUAUCAAGAGUUGAAUGUAUGCUGAAGUUGCCUUCCCUGGAUCUUGUUUUCUCUUCAAACCGAGGAGAACUGGAAACAUUAGGCACAACGUACCCAUCAGAAAAUGUGUCAGUUGUUGGUAAUACUUCACAGAGUGGCUCAAAGAAUUCAGUUAGUAAAUCUGGAGCACCAGGUUCAUCACCUGGACUGGGCAGCCCCCUCGGCAGAACGCGGCACAGCAGCAGUCAGUCAGACUUGACUACUUCUAGUAGCAGCUCUUCAGGCCUGAGCUUUACUGCCUGCAUGUCCGACUUUUCCCUUUACGUGUUCCAUCCGUAUGGAGCUGGAAAACAAAAAUCUGCUGUUACUGUUCUAACCCCUGGGUCAGGAGCCUUAGGUAAUGUGGAUGAGGAGCCAACUUCGGUCACUGGCCGGAAGGAUUCUUUGAGCAUUAACCUUGAGUUUGUGAAAGUCAGCCUGUCACGAAUAAGGCGUUCAGGAGGUUCCUCCUUUUUUGAGAGUCAGUCUGCGAGCAAAACUACCAGCAAGAUAGAUACUACGUUGAUAAACAUAUCUGCUGUCUGUGAUAUAGGAUCUGCUUCUUUUAAAUAUGAUAUGCGCCGGCUCAGUGAGAUUCUAGCCUUUCCAAGGGCUUGGUACAGGAGGAGCAUUGCUAGACGGCUUUUCCUAGGUGAUCAAACAAUAAAUCUGCCAGCAUCGGGUCCUGGAACACCAGAUUCAAUUGAAGGGGUAAGCCAGCAUCUUUCUCCUGAAUCAUCACGGAAGGCAUACUGCAGGACAUGGGAGCAGCCCUGCCAAUCUGCUUCGUUUACACACAUGGCACAGUCACCUAAUGUUUUUAGUGAACAUAACGCAAGCAGCAGUAUGUCACCUGGGACAGCAUCUCAUAGCUUAAAGUCCCCAGCUGUUACAAGAUCCAGGAGCGUGUCUGACUCUUCAGUGCCUCAGAGAGAUACUCUCUCAAAAACAUCAACUCCGUUUAAUAAGUCAAAUAAAGCUGGAAGCCAGCAAGGAACACCAUGGGAAACACUGGUUGUAUUUGCUAUGAACCUAAAACAAUUAAACGUUCAAAUGAAUAUGAGCAAUGUGAUGGGCAAUACUACGUGGACUACCAGUGGUUUGAAAAGCCAGGGUCGUCUGUCUGUGGGUAGUAGCAGAGAUCGGGAAAUUAGCAUGUCUGUUGGCUUGGGAAGAUCACAGCUGGACUCCAGAGGGGGAGUUGUUGGUGGUACCAUAGAUGUUAAUACCCUGGAGAUGGUGGCUCAUAUUUCUGAGCACCCAAACCAACAGCCCAGUCAUAAAAUUCAAAUUACCAUGGGCUCUACUGAAGCACGUGUUGACUAUAUGGGGUCCAGUAUCCUAAUGGGAAUCUUCAGUAACGCUGAUCUUAAACUACAGGAUGAAUGGAAAAUUAAUCUGUAUAAUGCUUUGGACUCGAGCAUCUCUGAUAAAAGCGAAAUAUUUGUCCAUGGAGACUUGAAAUGGGAUAUCUUCCAAGUGAUGAUUUCAAGAUCGACUACACCAGACCUAAUAAAAAUAGGAAUGAAACUCCAGGAGUUCUUUACUCAGCAGUUCGAUACAAGCAAGCGAGCAUUGUCCACCUGGGGACCUGUCCCUUAUCUGCCUCCCAAGACAAUGGCCAACAACUUAGAGAGAAGCUCACAUGAGCAAUUGUUGGAUGCAGCCCAUCAUCGCCAUUGGCCAGGAGUUUUGAAAGUGGUAUCUGGGUGCCAUAUAUCCUUAUUUCAGAUGCCAUUGCCAGAAGAUGGAAUGCAAUUUGGAGGAUCCAUGAGCCUGCAUGGAAACCAUAUGACACUGGCUUGUUUUCAUGGACCUAAUUUCCGCUCAAAAUCGUGGGCCUUAUUUCACCUUGAAGAACCCAAUAUUGCAUUUUGGACAGAGGCCCAGAAAGUUUGGGAAGAUGGUACUAGUGAACAUUCCACCUAUAUCGUGCAAACCCUGGACUUCCAUUUGGGCCAUAACACCAUGGUCACCAAACCGUGUGGAGCCCUCGAAAGCCCUAUGGCGACAAUCACAAAGAUAACACGCCGCCGCCAUGAAAACCCCCCACAUGGAGUUGCCAGUGUGAAAGAGUGGUUCAAUUAUGUUACAGCCACAAGGAAUGAAGAGUUAAACCUGCUUCGAAACGUUGAUGCUAACAACCCAGAGAGCAGCACAACAGUGAAAAGCUCAAGCUUGCUAAGUGGCUUCAGGGGUGGCUCCAGUUACAACCAUGAAACUGAAACCAUCUUUGCAUUGCCAAGGAUGCAGCUGGAUUUUAAAUCUAUUCAUGUUCAAGAGCCCCAAGAGCCUUCAUUACAAGAUACAAGUGUUAAACCAAAGGUGGAAUGCAGUGUAGUAACUGAAUUUACAGACCACAUUUGUGUAACUAUGGAUGCUGAAUUGAUUAUGUUUCUGCAUGACUUGGUAUCUGCUUAUCUAAAAGAAAAAGAAAAAGCAAUUUUUCCUCCUCGCAUUUUGGCUGCUCGUCCAGGGCAGAAAAACUCUGUUGGUGUUCUUGAGGACAGCUCCACUGACAAAGAGGCAGAGGAGAGCAUUACUUACACUACAGUCGACUGGAGAGAAUUUAUGUGCAAUACUUGGCAUUUGGAACCCACGCUCAGAUUAAUAUCCUGGACUGGGAGAAAAAUUGAUCCCGUUGGUGUUGACUACAUCCUCCAAAAGCUGGGCUUUCACCAUGCAAGGACUACUAUUCCUAAGUGGCUGCAGCGCGGUGUCAUGGAUCCUUUGGACAAAGUUUUGUCGGUCCUUAUAAAGAAACUUGGUACUGCACUACAGGAUGAAAAGGAAAAGAAAGGAAAAGACAAAGAAGAAUACUAAAAAUAUAAUGUGACAACUGUAAUUCUGUUUGCUUUUAUCAAAGUGUUUUAUUAUAUUUUAAGAAUUUAAAUAUGGUUUAAAGAGAAACCUAACAGCUUUUUGCUACUCUAUUUAAAACUUACAUUGUGAGUAACUGUUUACUGUGGUACAUGAUACCAUUCUGUAUUUGAAGUUAUUGCAUGAUGAUGACCAAUGUAUAUUCUGUGAAGGAAUAGCUGGAACACUGUAAGUCUGUUCCUCAGCGUCCAGUUUUAUUACGUGCAAUAUGAUUCCUGCAUCUUUAAAAUACUUGCAGAUUAACUGUGAAUUUUCAUAAACUUUAUUUGCCAUAACACAAACCCCUUGAUGUGACAGGUAAUUGAUUUGUCAAUGUAGACUUGUGUAAAUUUUUUAUAUAUAUA